This is a messenger RNA of Desarmillaria tabescens, 881 nucleotides long. RefSeq lists its product as uncharacterized. NCBI's taxonomy places the organism in Eukaryota, Fungi, Basidiomycota, Agaricomycetes, Agaricales, Physalacriaceae. The transcript is spliced from 4 exons. Bases 332 to 709 code for a protein of 125 amino acids. The record is from RefSeq and is a predicted model, not a curated record. Gene Ontology annotation, molecular function: nucleic acid binding; zinc ion binding.
AUACACACCGGAUAGAUGAGAAUUUGAGGGAAGCCAGAAUAUACACAAUAAGGUAACGGUUUGGGAGGUCGAUCUUGGCAGUGAAUUUACAUAAAAUCUGCGUGCUCCUGAAACUUAUUUCUAGCGGGCGGCAUGGAUUUUAGAUCUUCCAAAAUCCGAAGUUCGUUGACUUCCAAAGGAUGCUCCUAAAAUGUCACAUUUGUGCUCAAAAUUCCGGUUCGUCACAAAUGUCCAUCUUCCCGGUGUGAUAGAUCUUCAGGUAGCCCAGCACAUGCUAGUAGGAGCCAUGGAAAUUUAGCACAGCCACCAUAUCUUUCCUUCUUCUACCAUCAUGGGACGUCUUCGUCGUUCAAGAGUCCACAAAGCGCAAAGGGAUGUCCACAGAGCCACAAGAACUCGGGCUCGAACAAAAGAUUUGGAUAUAAUUCAAUUGAUCGACCUUGACCCCAAAAAUCGCGCAGCUCUCGAAGCGCAGCCUUUGGACUUUGAAAAGCCUGGAUUGGCGCAACACUAUUGUGUCGAAUGUGCAAAAUACUACGAGACUGACGUCGCUCUACGGUCACACUGGAGAAGCAAGGUGCACAAACGGCGAUGUAAACAACUGAAAGAGCCGGCGUAUACAAUCGAGGAGUCAGAGAGAGCAGCGGGCUUGGGUCGGGAGAAUCGAAGACCAGCGCACACAGAUAUUGAGGUUGAGGUUGCUAUGUGAUCAUCAUUUCAGGCAUGUCUUUUCUGUGCUUGUACCUCGUAUGUUCGUAUUACUCGUUGGCAGCAUACACGAUUUUUUCCCCAUAGAUUUAUCAGCCACGAUGUCAAGGAAAUUACUUUUUUUUUGCAUAGAUAUAGUUUGUUGCAACGGAAUGGAGACAUAGUGUGUUUGC